Messenger RNA from Myxocyprinus asiaticus (Chinese sucker), 4802 nucleotides. RefSeq names its product E3 ubiquitin-protein ligase DTX4-like. Gene Ontology annotation, cellular component: nucleoplasm. Bases 295 to 2499 code for a protein of 734 amino acids. NCBI's taxonomy places the organism in Eukaryota, Metazoa, Chordata, Actinopteri, Cypriniformes, Catostomidae. The record is from RefSeq and is a predicted model, not a curated record. Gene Ontology annotation, molecular function: zinc ion binding; ubiquitin protein ligase activity. Gene Ontology annotation, biological process: protein ubiquitination; Notch signaling pathway. The transcript is spliced from 9 exons.
AAAGCGCCGUACACCAAACUACGCGCGAAUCCCCGAACUCGGCACAAUUACUUGAAGCCUACAUGCUUUUCGAUAAAUCAGAACUUGUGUCGGAAUAACUUAUUACGCAGAGGGCGAAGAAGCACAGACCUAAUCAACGCAAACGCCGGUGUGGAUAACAAGGAAGAAUAAAUAUUCGUCCGUUGACUGUUUAUCUAUUGGGAGUUGUUGCGAUUUCUUGCGCACAGCCAUGGAAACGAUACGAAGAUUUCUUCCCUAAUGCCGCGAUCUUUCGCGUUAGCUUUCCCUAAAUAAAUGGAUGCGACGUUACUGGCCUCCGCCGUGGUCGUUUGGGAAUGGCUCAACGAGCACGGGCGCUGGCGGCCGUACAGCCCGGUCGUGUCUCACCACAUAGAGGAGGUGAUACGAAGAGAUCCCCGCGGCGGCAGCGUCGUUCUAGGCCAAGCUGACAGCCGCCUGUCCCCCUACAUCGUCGAUCUGCAUUCCAUGCAUCAGUUCAGACAAGACACAGGUACGUUAAGACCAGUGCGGAGGAGUUUCUUUGACCCUAGCUCAGCACCAGGACAGGGUUGGAUAUGGGAGUGGGAAAAUGACACUGGUUCCUGGGUGGCCUAUGACAUGGAGGUGAGCAUUGCCUUGCAAGCAGCACGAGACCAACAGCAAACCUGGUUGGACCUGACACCCUUGGGCUUUUGCUACCUUGUGGACUUCCAGACCAUGACCCAGAUUAACAGGCAAACACAGCGACAGUGCCGCAUCCAGAGACGCUCAGACAUGGUUUAUCCACUGGUGUCUGGGCCACUGCCCAAAACCUCACAGGCUUGGGGUAAUGGCUUGGGAGCUGGAGGCAUGUCUAGAGGAGUUGCAUCAGGUGCAGAGUCAACUGGGGCAAUUCUUGGGGUAGGAGUUUCUAGUUCCACCCUGAAUAGAAAAGGAAGUACGGUUUACCCAAGUGGGACACUUUCGGUGUCAUCUCUUGCUCCUGUUGGACAGCCAUGUGCCUGCCAGCAAUGCAUGCUUGUGUUGAGUGUAAAGGCAAAUGCCACUGCAUCACAGACAUUAGGACGCAAAUCUCAUACAACGAAGCCAAACAGUCAUAAAUCCAGCUUUGGGACACUUUCAACCCCGUCUUCAUCUAUUUUAAACUCAUAUUCUCACACACUUCCACAUGGCCUGGCUUCAAAAUGCUUGCCUUCAGAAGAGGACAAGAAUUCAGCAGCUUUUGCUCAGUCAUUGUCGCUUCUUACUUCAGACACUGCCACGCUCUCAGUCUCCUCAAGCCGCCUGCCACCUCCACCUGUUCCCCCACCUCCAACUCUGCCAUCACCCAAUCAACAGCCUUCUUCCACCGCUAGCUCAACAUCUCCAGCAACAUUGGUGCCAACUGCCAUGCUCAUUGACACGUCAAGUAUCACAUCGUCCACAGUUUUGACGUCGUCUUCAACAACGGUGCCCUCUCAACGCUCUACUGCCUGUGCUGCCCCUCUACCACCUCGUGCCAGUCUAGCAGGCCUUAGUCGGCCUGCUUUGCAGAGGAUUGCCAUUGCACAGUCACGGGCACUUAUUGCCUCUGGGGUACCGACAGUACCAGUGAAGAACCUUAAUGGCUUCAGCCCUGUUUAUCCUGCUUUAGCUGGUAUUACUGGAAUUCUGAUGAGUGCAGCAGGACUACCUGUAUGUUUGACUCGUCCUCCUAAAUUAGUUCUGCAUCCCCCACCUGUUAGCAAGAGUGACAUCAAACCAAUUCCUGGUGUUGGACACUGUUGCCGCAAGACCACCAAAAAACAAGCCCGCAAAGGUAAAACACCUGAGGAGGUGGUGAAGAGGUACUUACAGAAGGUCAGGAACCCACCUGAAGAAGAUUGCACUAUCUGUAUGGAAGCUCUGGGAAGGCCCUCAGGUUAUAAGGGUCUAGGUGUGGCGAGUGUUGCCCGUGCAGAGUCAGUAGGAAGACUGGCGCAAUGUGGACAUCUGUAUCAUCUGCAGUGUUUAGUGGCCAUGUACAAUAAUGGCAACAAAGAUGGCAGCCUGCAGUGUCCCACAUGCAAGACAAUAUAUGGAGUAAAGACGGGCAGCCAGCCGCCCGGUAAGAUGGAGUACCAUGUAAUACCGCACUCACUGUCAGGACACCCAGACUGCAAAACCAUUCGUAUCAUCUACAACAUACCGCCAGGCAUACAGGGCUCUGAGCAUCCAAACCCAGGGAAGCCUUUCACUGCAAGAGGAUUUCCCCGUCACUGCUAUCUCCCAGACAGUGAAAAGGGGCGUAAGGUGUUACGGUUGUUGUUGGUGGCGUGGGACCGACGUCUGAUCUUCUCAGUGGGCACCUCCAGCACCACAGGAGAAUCAGACACUGUCAUCUGGAAUGAGGUCCACCAUAAAACAGAAUUUGGCUCCAAUCUAACUGGACAUGGCUAUCCAGAUCCUGGCUAUCUUGACAAUGUACUGGAAGAGCUUAAAGCCCAGGGCAUCACUGAAGAGGAGGGACAACUACAGUGAGAACGGAAACAAAAGAAAAAACAUUGGCAUUUGAGAGACAUUAGGGUACUAGAUUGUUGAGUUGUGCUGUUGGAAUAGGGUUCAUUUCUGGAGCACAGAAGUAUAAGUGAAUAAAUAUGAGAAUAAAGUAAUUUCUUUUUUUUUUAUCAAAUGGUACAGUUGACUAUGUAAAUGAGCACAGCGGUACAAGUCAUCUUUUGACAUGUAUGCAUUCUCAACCUCAAUAUGGUAUUUGGGCAUGAAGUAACACAACUAAGAUACAAAUUAUAUUUGGUUAAAGAAAUGUGUGGUUAAAGGUGAAAGAUAGGUUUGAAAGAAUGAGGGAAAGAAAGAAACCUGUAUGAAAAGCAAGAAUGGGAGGUGGAGGGGACUCAUGAGGUAGAGAAAUGGGGAAAUAGGAAGACUGAAAAAAUAGUGGUCAAAAAAGAAAUGUCAUGUUUUAUUUGCUUAAGCUGUGUUGUAGUGUGAGUUUGUCUAAGUUGUGUGAAACAAUUGCAAGUGUGGGUAAUAUCAUGUACCACCAACUGGAUUCCUGGUUCCAAAGCAUUCCAAAGCCAUUUACUACAAUUGAGAGGUAUAGUUUGGAUUAAUAAAUGUUUGUUUUAUGACUAGUAAUAUCAUGAUAUCAUUCCAUGUAUUAUGUACUAUUAUGUACUUAUGUACCAUUUUUGUAUGGAUGAUAGUGUGUGGAUAAGAUUUAGAUUUUAGAUCUAUCAAAAUAGAGCAUCAAUUCUAGAUCGUCUUAUUCAAAAACAGUUUAGAGGAAGUGAAGAAUUUAUUUUAGCUGGUUGAGAACCCCAUCUAACAGUUCUUCCUUCGAUCUGAAUGCUGUAUGUAAACUCAUUGAGAGACAAUGGUCUUCAGUGUUCUUUUUAUUGAUCAUAAUUAAAGGAAUAGUUCACCCCAAAAAUGAUAAUUCUCUCAUUAAGCUAUUGUAUUGCUUCAGAAGACAUUAAUUGAACCACUGUCAAAUGGAGUACUUUAAUGCUGGCUUUAUGUCCUUUUUGGAGCUUGAAAGUUUUGGACCCUAUUGACUUGUAUUGCAUGGUCAAAAAAAUCUUUGUGUUCUGCAGAAGAAAGACAGUAAUACAAGUUUGAGAUGGCAUGUAAGGGUGAAUAAAUGAUGAGAAAAUAAUGAUUUUUGGAUGAACUAUUCCUUUAAAUGUCACAUAUUCAUGGUACAGAAAAAGUUCUUUAAGCAAAGAAGUGAUGGUACACUUUGUGUUUAUAAACAGGAUGCAUUUAAGGUGCUGUAAGUUUUUUUUUUUUUUUUAAAUACCACACAAAAUGCCCCUACUACAUGAUAGCUAUGUGGCAGUCUUGGGCUCUGCAAACAGCAAAACUUUCUCGUUUGCUGGUAUGUUUCUAAAGAGAGAGCAUGUGGUUGAAGUUAGCAAAAUGGCUGAAUUGCUUACAACACCAGUGUAUAAGCUCAUUUUUGAUACAGAAGAAAGUUAUUAUGCAAAGGAAUUACGAUUGAGCUGGAUAUAGGGAAUUGGCAAGCACUUCGAUAGUUUAAUGAUCCCCAAGGGACAUUUUAGUAAUAGAUGACCAAAACGAACUGCCUGCCUUUUCUUCGCACUGGGACUUUCAGAAAGGAAUACAUACAAUACAAAUUAGCUCUUGUGUUAACUGUUCUUUACUGUCCUUUUUAAACCCUGUUUUUGGCCAGUCUUUAUGGUAGGUCAAUAAUUGACCUGUUUUACAAUGAUCCACUUGUAGUGACCUAAAGAACAUGCCAGUGUUUGUGUGCAUGUGGAUACUUGCGUUUAUGAGCCGAUGCAUCAUGCUUAUGCAUGCAUUUGUGCUUGAUUAAAUAUAAGAGUGUAUGCUAUGCAUCCACCAGCCAGAGGUGAGGUACAGUUUGUUACUGAUCUGCCUAACUUUCUUCAUUUGUUUAUAUUUCUUUUUUAUAUCAAUGUUUUCUUCUAUUUUCCUAGUUUAGUAUAUUUUAGAAUGUUUUGUAUUCUGAAUUUUUAUACUUAAAUGUGAGUCUCAACUGUUUUUAGUUUCUUUUUGCCUGUCUACAGGACAAAUGGCAUUUCUACUCUUAUGAAUUGUACAGAUUUUCUGAAGUUGUGAAAAAAGUGGACCUCUCAAACUGCACCAUAAAAAGUGUCCUACAAACUGUUGAGAUCCAGCCAAACUUUCUUUCCAUUGUUUAAGAUAAGAAGGUGAUCUGAUAACAUACAGGUGCAUCUCAAUAAAUUAGAAUGUCGUGGAAAAGUUCAUUUAUUUCAGUAAUACAACUCAAAUUGUGAAACUCGUGUAUUAAAUAAAUUCAAUGAACACAGACUGAAGUA